UGACGUUCGGUCUCUCUAAGCUCGUUUAGCCUUUGCGUGUUCAAUUGAUUAUCAGUUUGAUGAUAUCUCGGGAAAAGAUUACUGCGCAUAGUUUGUCCAAUGACCAUACAAGGAAAUCCACUUCAUGUCCCGACCAAGCACCACCAUGACCGCGACGGUAGCUCUCGUGCUCGUGACGCUGCAGAUCGUCUCGCCAGCCCUGGGCCAGAUCAUCCCUGAGUUCCUCGGCUUCGGCUACUGUCCUGAGACUCCACCUCAGGCAGACCUUGACUUGGCCAAAUUCUCAGGAACGUGGUUCACCGUCACCAGAGUACCCAACGUGUACGAUGCCCUCGCCUCCUGCAUCUACACCAACUACACCCUUGAUGCCGACAACAACCUGGCGGUGCAGGCGUUCGGCAAGAACGCAGCAGGCGAGGAGACUGUCGUCAACUCUGCCAUCAAGUCCAACAAACCCAACGAGCCGCUCACAGUCGUGUCAACCGGCGUUCCUGAAGCUCCUCUCAAAAUCGUGGCGACGGACUACUCGACGUACGCGUGCCUCGAGUCGUGCCUGCAGUACGUAGCCUUCAAGGCGCAGUUCGCGUGGGUGCUCACCAAGAAGCCCGCGUCCAGCAUUGAGGCCACCAACAUCUGCACGGAGAUCUUCAAGAAUAAGAUGGGCAUCGCCGCCUCAACCAUGAAGAAAGUCACCCAGGGCAGGGGCUGCGAGUACCCCUCAUGGGCCAGGGGUGGCAAUUAAUCUACCUGAAGAUCGACUGGAAUCCAACUGAAAAUCAACUGGAAUCCAGGGUUCCGUGGUUCUCGCCUCUUCAUCUCAACCUCUGCCAAUAAUGGUUGUCUUUUUUCAUUGAACGAUAGUGAUUCCUAGGCGAGUUGAAACAAAUUCCUUGCGUCGCCGAACGCAAUACCAUGCAAUAGAAUGUUGAUUUACGAACGAUUAAUUUCAAUUGCAGACGUAUAAAGCUAAAUCACAUCAAAACUUUUCAACAUCAUAAACGUGUGAACAAAGAUCACUGACUUAUUAAAGACCGCGUGGAAUUGUGUUAAAAUAUUUUGAAAUGUUUUACGCUGUAGAAGAUUGAUCGUUACAUUAUUUUUUUUUUAUUUAUGAGUCUAUAAGUAACUGUUGGAAUUGAAUUCGAAAGACUUGAAAAUUUCAUUUACCUGGUGCGAAUCUUAAUUGGAACAAUAAAUGUCAGUUAUUGAUUGCUGCCAGAAUCUCUAUGCUGAAGUUUUAUUAUUAUUAGUUUACCUCAAUGUGAACUUUUUAUCAACUAUACUAGGUUGUAUGUGUUUUGAAGCUAAAUAUGUUAUGGGGAGUUUUUUUACUUGAUAUUUAAAAUAAAUUUUUGAAUUUGAAA
Molecule: messenger RNA, 1364 nt
Organism: Hyalella azteca
Lineage: Eukaryota; Metazoa; Arthropoda; Malacostraca; Amphipoda; Hyalellidae
Product: crustacyanin-A2 subunit
Exons: 6
Coding region: 125-742 (205 amino acids)
Molecular function (GO): pigment binding
Source: RefSeq, a predicted model, not a curated record